AAUGUCCUAGCGAUAAAGUCAUGGGGAUACGUAGUUCAUGAUGAAACUCUAUCCCGGCGGGCAAUCGGGUCUAAAUGGCUUCUUUAUGAUGUACUUGACGAAAUGGAAGCGCGUCGCUGUGGUACUGCUCUUCAUAUGGAUUGUCGUCACGUACCUCGUUAUAUCACCUCUGAGAUGCGACAGCAACACGGACGAAACGGCCGACUUUCAAGAGAGAUUAAAAGCGGUCUCCCAACAGUUUGAAUCGCUGAAGCAGCAACACAGCAACCUGAUUGCACAGAUAAAGAAAUCCUCUGGACUUAAUGUAAAUCUUAACGACAUCGAAACGUCAGCGUUCCUCCACAAUGGCGGGGGUCCGUCUGAGGAGUACGAGAACCUCAGACGCAGGGUGUACUCCAACACUAAGGAGAUAUGGUACUUCGUGAACCACGAAUUGACAAAGCUGAUUCAUGACGACGUUCAGUCCGAGAAGCUUCAAGCGAUAUUGGACCAAGUGGCCGAUAGGAAAAGAUCGUUGUUAUCGGAUCAGCAGAAGCUUUCAGAACUAGACGGUUAUCAUGAAUGGCGAAGGACAGAAGCGGCGAAUGUUAGCGAUCUAGUGCAGAGAAGACUCAAGUAUUUACAAAACCCACCUGACUGUAGGGACGCUAGGAAAGUCAUCUGUAAUUUGAAUAAGGGCUGUGGAUUCGGUUGCCAACUUCACCACAUAGUAUACUGCCUAAUCUUCGCGUAUGCUACUGAAAGGACGUUAAUCCUCAACUCGAAGGGCUGGCGGUACAACAAUAAGGGCUGGGAAUAUGUUUUCCAUCCCAUAUCUGAUAGUUGUACUACAGCGUAUGACGAUAAAGUUAUUCAAUGGCCAGCCUCAUACGAUGCUAAGGUGGUUUCCUUGCCGUUUAUCGAUUCGAUAUCACAAAAACCGAAAUUCCUACCCCUCGCUAUACCAUCAGAUUUGGCGCACAGAAUAGUUCGUUUCAACGGCGACCCACCGUCGUGGUGGAUCGGUCAAAUGCUGAAGUAUAUCUUAAAACCCAAAACAGGCAUGCAAAAGGCCAUCAACGAUACAAUCUCUAAGAUGGACUUCAGGAAUCCUAUUGUUGGUGUUCACAUAAGAAGAACGGACAAAGUGGGCACAGAGGCGGCCUUCCACCACAUCGACGAAUAUAUGUUACAAGUGAAGGAUUAUUAUGACCAACUUGAACUAACUCAGGUCGUUGACAAGAGAAGAGUGUACUUGGCAACGGACGACGCUAAUGUGCUGGAAGACGCUCGCAACAAGUACCCGCAGUACGCGUUCCUGGGGGACGCGUCCAUCGCUAAGACGGCGGCGACGCACCGGCGGUACACGCCGCUGUCGCUCACGGGGCUGCUGGUGGACCUGCACCUGCUGGCGCGCACCGACUUCCUCGUGUGCACCUUCAGCAGCCAGGUGGGGCGCGUGGCGUACGAGAUGAUGCAGGCGAACCGCGCGGACGCGGCGGACAGCUUCUACUCGCUGGACGACAUCUACUACUUCGGCGGCCAGAACGCGCACGACCGCCGCGCCGUCAUGGCGCACGCGCCGCGCGCCGCGCACGAGAUCGCCGUGCAGGUUGGAGAUCUGAUCGGCAUCGCGGGAAACCACUGGAAUGGUUUCGGUCGAGGGACGAACAAACGGACUAAUGUGAAUGGUCUAGUACCAUGGUACAAGACAGCAGAUCACCUUGUACUGUACUCCUUCCCCGAGUACAAACACGUACCGCAGUAUCCGGAUACACGACAAAAUAACUUAUGAAGUAAUUCAUUGUUGUAGAGCCUAGCCUUGAUUCAUAUGUAAUUAUCAGCGAUCACGCUGGCUCUGAUGUAGCUGUGUAUUGUGUGGUAAGUGAGAGUACCAGAAGCCAAUAUUGUUUCCUUUUUACUUUCCCUAACUUUUUUAUACUUUGCCAGCAAGCUGGUUCCUUUAAUGCUGCAAAUGUAUAGGCCAGACAAAAAUGGCACUUAACAUCAGGUGACCUGACACAUUCCUAGCUAUUUCCCU
This is a messenger RNA of Melitaea cinxia (Glanville fritillary), 2020 nucleotides long. It is a transcript of the gene FucT6, whose product is annotated as alpha-(1,6)-fucosyltransferase. NCBI's taxonomy places the organism in Eukaryota, Metazoa, Arthropoda, Insecta, Lepidoptera, Nymphalidae. The record is from RefSeq and is a predicted model, not a curated record. Bases 38 to 1774 code for a protein of 578 amino acids. The transcript has 12 exons. Gene Ontology annotation, biological process: protein N-linked glycosylation. Gene Ontology annotation, molecular function: alpha-(1->6)-fucosyltransferase activity.